CUUUGAGUGUGCUUCAUGAAACAUGUUUGCUGUAACAUCUGCGCGGCUCUGCUGGACUUUACUGUCUGUCUCCCUCGUGGGCUUUACCUGUGCAGGAUCAUUUGUAGUGAAUGUGACUCAGACCUCCUGUCAGGCAGAGGAGAACCACAACAUCACACUGGAGUGGACGUUCACAGUAGAAACAGGCAGAUCCCCCACAUAUCUAAUAAUUUACUGUGACCUGAUAACUGAUGAUAAACUCUCAGUCCUGUAUCAUGUCCGUGAUGGUGCUGAAGUCUCAGAGUCUCAGGAUGAAAGGUUUUCAGGACGAGUUCAGGGUGACAAAGACGCCCUCAGAGAAGGACGAAUCAGACUCCAGCUGUGCAGACUCAGGACUGAGGACUCGGGUCGAUACAGAUGUGAAGUAAACACAGAUUAUGGCUUCAGCUCUGCGAGCUGUAGACUCAACGUCACUGCUUACACCCUUGAUCCAGGAGGACAAUAUUUCCUCCCAUUCGAGAUUGGUCUUCUGACGGGCGAACUCUUCGAGAUCUGCUCUCAGGCUUUUGAACUUGGUCACCCACAUCUCUUUAUCCGCUAUGUCGACCAGUUCAAUAUCAUGAUCAGACUGACUUAUCCCAGUGAAUACAGAUGUGUUAAGCAGGGAUGGGUCGAUGUCCAGCAGUGUGACGAGGAUGGCCACAGUGGGGCGCCGACGCAAGGGGAGCUGUGGUGGCAUCGCAGGAUGGACUCGGAUGCAGAACGCAAGCUGGGCAGGGAUGUGAUGGGCCCAGUGGAAGGACAAGAGGCUCCUCCUCAUCUACCUUGA
Molecule: messenger RNA, 808 nt
Organism: Oreochromis aureus
Lineage: Eukaryota; Metazoa; Chordata; Actinopteri; Cichliformes; Cichlidae
Exons: 5
Coding region: 23-808 (261 amino acids)
Biological process (GO): T cell costimulation; cell surface receptor signaling pathway; cellular response to lipopolysaccharide
Cellular component (GO): external side of plasma membrane
Source: RefSeq, a predicted model, not a curated record